Molecule: messenger RNA, 7581 nt
Organism: Labrus bergylta (ballan wrasse)
Lineage: Eukaryota; Metazoa; Chordata; Actinopteri; Labriformes; Labridae
Source: RefSeq, a predicted model, not a curated record
UACCAGAUGACUAAAAAUCACUUGUCAGUGUGAUGGUGUUAACAGGUCGAAAGGACUUGCACGUUAGCCUUUUCGUUAGCUUUCUUGCUAAACAUUUUUACCAACUCAAAAUGGCUGGCUUUAGGACCGGCUGCUCCUCGACAGUGUCGUCACCAUCAUCAAGAGGGUUGUUAAGCGUGAUGGACUGAAGCUUACAUCAGCGGUGUUAUGAGCUCAUUCAAACUCAGAUCAUUCUUCCCAUAAUUUUUGGAUCCGAUUUACCACAUCCCCUCCCGUUAUUACCAUCCUGGACGCUCUUUGGAUCUUAUUGUAAAGAACUAUUUUCUUUUUCUAGCCUAAGGGCUACAAAGUCAUCUAAUGCAUUUCUCUUCUGCACAUUCAUACAUACUGUUUCUGGUGCACUUAAGUCAAUUAUCUUGUAAUGGCACUGCAAGACCCUGGCAGGACAACAGAAUUUCCUUGCAAACAAUGCAGCCUGAUAUUUCCCAACAUGCCCAGUCUGCAGGAGCACGUAAUUGUUCACCUUCAACAAGAGGAAGAUCGCAGGUUUAAAUGUGAUGAAUGUGGACGUGGUUAUAGGCAUGCUGGUAGCCUAGCUAACCACAAAAAGACUCAUGAAGUAGGCUCUUUUCAGUGUGACAUAUGUGGUAAAGAAAACUCUAAUGCUUUGGCCCUCAAGAGUCAUCUCCGGAUUCACAAUUCACAGAAAAAAUACUCUUGUGAUGAAUGUGGGAAAGCUUUUCGCCUGGCAACCCAGCUGGCUACACAUGAAAGAGUUCAUCUUGCUAGGCGAGUUAAGGAGCAGUCAUAUAGGAAGGUAGACACAGAAUAUCUCUCAGAUGAAACUGAAAACGAUCAACCACAAGCCCCAACUGAGUAUUCCAACAGUGUGGAGGAUUCUGCAGAGAUCAGACCAGUUGAGGAAAAGACUGAGGUUGUUUAUCAUCUACAGUCCGAGACCUCUGAUGAUUCAGCAAAUCGACCUUUUAGAUGUGAUUUAUGCGACAAAUCAUACCUACACCACCGAAGCCUGACCAAUCAUAAAAAGACUCACCAAGUGGGAAUGUUUGAGUGCACAGUGUGUUUCAAACUAUUUAAUAACAUGGCUGCACUUUACAGCCACCAGAGAACUCACAAGUCCAGAAGUGGGUCAGACCCAGGUUCAGUGGGUGGGUCAUACACAGGCACGCCACUGAACCAGUUUUCACCUCAGAGCCAAGAUGCUCCUGUUAAUUUUUGUCAUUUGUGUCAGGUUCUUUUCCCAAAUGAUGAGGAGUUCCAGGAACACAUACAAAUGCAUAACUCCUCAUCUUUGACAUCUGGGCCUCAGGAUACCUUAACAGAGAACCACAAUAUGUCAUAUGAAAACAGUAUUGCUUCACCUGAGUCAAGUUUUUAUGCAUCUCCUUUAAACAAUGUUCCUUCAGUAUCAUCUUUAGAUAAUCACGGAGGCUUUGAUCAGCCACAGGAGCAUGUUACAAGAAACGGUUAUCUGUACCCAGACUGCUCCAAAAAUCAGAUGCUAUCUUCCAGUUGCACUCAGGGAGAAAAUAUCAUUGUAGACCCAAGCAUUCUCAACCCUGCCCUGACACACGCACACAUCACAGACGAUGCAACUGAAAUAGAAGAGACUUCAACUGUAGAUUCUGAUGAGCGUCCCUUCAAGUGUCAAGUCUGCGAUAAAAGCUACCGCCACUCUGGGAGCCUCAUCAACCACAAAAGGUCCCAUCAGGUCGGGAUUUACCAGUGUUCUAUCUGCAGGAAGAGUUAUCCCCACCUUGCUGCCCUCAAAAGUCACCUCCGCGUCCAUAAAGCUCAGUCGUCAUCUUUUAGCCUCCUCACUGAGGAAGACUGGCUCUCUUCAGAGCCUCUGACUCUGGACAACCAACAAAGCUGCUUGUCCUCUCAAGAGGAGGGGGAAGAGGGCACUCACCAUGCACUUGGUAUGGAUCAGGAGAACGGAGCAGACCACAGCAAUGGAGCUUUAUACCAUGAGCAGUUUAAUCAGGAGUUUUCCCAGGAUAUGACAGUGCAUCUACCUCACGAUGAACACCUGAUGCAGCGGCACAUGUGUGCAGACUGUGGUGAGACAUUUUCAGAUAUUGCAGGAAUUAAGUCUCACAGUUGCCCUUUGCUACUGCAGCAGCAGCAUGACGCUACUAGCAGCGACUAUGACAGCAGUAUACAUUUUCAGGAAAGUAAUGGUCACUGUGCCGUUGGGAAUCCAGUUAGUAAUGUAGAGUACCAUGGUCCGAAAGUUAGCCAUGACCAAAGUUAUUUUGAACAGGAUUUCCAGGAAAAUUUGAACAGUGGUCAGCUGAAUGGUGGUGGGGAAGGUGAAGAUGCUGAGGAGGAGGAGGAGGAGGAGGAGGAGGAUGAUGAUGGGGAUCUGUAUCAAUGUUCCAUAUGUGGAAAUAGCUACACCAGCAUGAGGGCUCUCAGAAGCCAUCUGCGAGGUCACACACAGUCUCAUGGUACUCCUGCAAGCUCAGGGCCCUCAUCCAUGUCCUCCCAUGAAGAAAUAAAAGAUGAAGAGCCUGGAGAGAUGAUGAUUUGUAGCACAUGUGGAGAAAGUUUUGCCAACAGACAAGACUUAAUAACUCAUCAGCUUCUACACAACAAGGACCAGGUGGCUAAUGUUGAUAAUUUGCAGAUGAACAACAGUGAUGUGUCUGCAGGCAAGGAGGAAGCACAAAGUAUCAUUUGUGGCAGCUGUGGGAUUUUCUGCACCAGCUACCAUCAUCUUGACAACCAUGGCUGCACAGCUGAGGGGACAGAUGAGUUGACACACUGUAAAGAGGAAAUGAAAGUUAACAGUGUUGCCCAGCACGAAGACACCACUCCUCUAAAAGAAACUAUAGAUGCUAAACGUUGUCAGUACAAGUGUGAUCAGUGUGGGCGGUCAUACAGACAUGCGGGCUCCCUUCUUAACCACAAAAAGUCCCACAAAACAGGUGUGUUCAGAUGCCUCGUCUGCCAGAAACGCUUCUACAACCUGCUGGCCCUAAAGAACCACCAGAGGUCACACUUUGAUAUUAAAAGGCACACUUGCCACGAGUGUGGGAAAGCCUUCAAAAUUCAGAAGCAGCUAUUGAAUCACCUGAGGAGGCACAAAGAGAACCAGGCCAAAAUCCAGGAACUCAACAACCAGAUCCAGACCCUCAUGCAGAUGAAUGGGACAAAAUUUGACGGAGGAAUGCAGUCCUUAACUUCAAAUGCAAGUCAGACUUUCAGCUCAAGUCGAUGCUGGAGGCAACCACGCGAGGCAAAGGUUGGACAGACAAAGUGUGAGACUUCAGUCAAAUCGGAGGACACAGGUGACGGACGGCCCUUUGCCUGUGACCAGUGCGGGCGUACUUAUCGCCAUGCUGGAAGUCUGGUCAACCAUAGAAACUCCCAUAAAACAGGUGAAUAUUACUGCUCUGUUUGUAACAACACUUACUCCAACCAGCUGGCAAUGAAGAACCACUUGCGCACCCACUUUGCAUUCAAAAGGCACUCUUGCCAAAACUGUGGUAAAGGUUUCAGAGGAAAGAAGCAGCUAUUAGCCCAUGUUUGUGCAGACCAUCGAAAAGACGGGACAGCAGGCAGGAGAAGUCUAAAAUCCAGAGCGUUCAAGUGUAAGGAAUGUAAGCAGGCCUUCUUUUCUGUGGAGCAGCUGACAGAACACACCUGUGAUGGAGCUUCAGGCAGCGCUGAUACACAAACAAACAGGUCCUCUAACAAAGAGGAGCGGCCUUUUACAUGCAACAUAUGUAAUCGCAGCUACCGUCAUGCAGGCUCACUCCUGAACCACAAAAACACCCACAAGACGGGACACUUCAGUUGCACCUUCUGCUCUAAACCCUUCACCAACCCCAUGGCUCUACGGAAUCACACACGCAUCCACACGCAGAAGAAAAAGUACGUGUGUCUCACGUGUGGAAAGGCCUUCCGCCUUGCCAGUAUUCUGCACAACCACCAGAGGGUCCACAACCGAGCGACUAGUCACUUCAGCUGCCCCGCGUGUGGAAAGAGCUUUCAGGGCAGAUCCGGUCUGAAGAGGCACCGCUGCCGCCGAGGUCAAGAGAACUCAGUGAGAGCUGUAAUCCAGCAGGCAGAGAGAGGAGACAAGUGCUUCAUGUGUGACCUGUGUGGGCGCUCCUAUCGCCAUGCUGGAUCCCUCCUCAACCAUAAAAAGACUCACUCGGAAAACCUCCACCACUGUACCCUGUGUCUCCAGACGUUUCCUGAUCCUCUCACUCUACAGAUCCACUCCCAGAUGAGGCGUCACUGCUGCCCUGAGUGCGGCAAGACCUUCUGUCUGGUGUCACACCUGCAGAGCCACAUGGACGUUCACUCAAAGGAGCAGUCUUUAGUCUGCAGCCUCUGCCAGCAGACGUUCCCUGAUACGGCCAGCUACCAGCAGCACCAGGAACUACACCACGGGGCUGAUGACACCUAUCAACAUGGCGUGGGUGAACCUGUAGAUAACAACAUCCUCUGGGACUCAGGAAUAAGUCAGACCAUGGGGAUUGACGGGAUGCACAAGCAGGUUCCACCACCUUUGUCUCAUAUCCCAGAAAGCAUCACAAAUUCACAGAUGAGUAACGACCCUGCCGGCACAGAAGACAAGAGCCACGUUUGCGAGCACUGCGGCCGCACAUACCGCCACGCCGGCUCCCUCCUCAACCACAAGAACAGCCACAAGACCGGCUCCUUCUCCUGCUCCGUGUGCCAGAAGGAGUUCACCAACCUGAUGGCUCUGAAGAACCACCGGCGCAUUCACACAGAGCCAAAGCGCUACCAGUGUCUGGAGUGCGGGAAGGCGUUCCGCGUGUCCACUCAGCUCAUUUGUCACCGACGGAUUCACACCAAAGAGAAGCCCUUUGCCUGCCUGCUGUGCGACAAGAGCUUUUCUAGCAAAUCCAACCUGCGCCACCAUCAGAAGUUGCACCAGAACACCCAGAACUAUGACAACUCUUUUGGCAUGGAGGCUAACUCCUUUAUGGACUUGGACAUAGGGUCUUUCCUCUGAAGAAGACUCCUGACUGUUAAAGAAAAGAGGCCUUGUGAUCCUCUUUGUUUUAUCUCUUCAUUAGCCCUCUUAUCAAGAAUUGUAAAACUUUUAUUUUUCAGAAAGUGUUCCUUGGUCCUGACAAAAUCUUCUUUGAAGACUUUUUCUUUCAUGGACUUCCAGUCUUACCUCCUCAACAGUCGGUGUCAUUGCUGAAAGUCUCCAGAGUGUUUUAUCAGUCAGGCCUGAAUGUUUUCACCGAAUACACACGAUCCUAGAAAAGACAAUGUUCGAUGGUCUACGCUCUCCUCAAUGACAAACCAACCAAAGUGAACAGAGAAUUGCAGCCCAGGUCCAUGUAAAAACAAGAAGUGAUUUUUGUAAGACAGUACUGUUCCUAUGUUGAUCCCUCCUCUCUUACUGUGUAUAAUUGUAUUCAGUGCCUCUGUAGGUUCCUUAGGAAACAAAAUGUUCAAACGAUAUUUAUCUCUGCAUCCUUUUUGUUAGCCUUGCCGUCAGUUGCGGAGGACUGCUCACUUUCCUUUGGGGUCAAAUAGGGCAGGCCUGUUAUUCUAAGUCGAAUACCUCUGGGGUUUGUCUAAAGGUCAGGAGUGAAGAAGUGUUAGAAAUCAUAUAUCAAGUAAAUAGUCAAACUGCUAAUAAUAUUCAUGUUGAGUGACAUCGUAUGCUAAAAAUGGAUGUAUUUAUUAAUUUAUUACCGUUAUUUUCUGUGUAUAUUUUAUUAGAAAAUAACUUUAUAUGAAUGUUGUACAAACUGUCUUCUAAAAAUCAUGUAGCCUUUAAGAAGCUUCAUCGUCGAUUUGUAUCUUCUCAGUUAAAUCAGGCGGGAGAGAACGAGGCCUGUGUUGUUUGCAGCGCUCAGGGUAAAACCUUCAAAAGGAACCAACCUGAUGUGAGGAACUUUGUAGAUAAUCAGUUACUGAACUAAGCAUAGCAUUUAUAUUUCACCCGUGCCAUUUAUACACUGGUCUUCACUCCAUGAUUUAGUUACAGCUCCAUGUGCAGUGCAUGCUGUUGGAUCUUUGAGAAGCAGAAUCAGUUAUGUUUUAAGUGCCAGUGCCUCAAAUAUGAAUCAACUGUAGCAGUUUAAUGUCAACAAACCUCCUCUUACUGUUCUACUGUCGAACACAGCGUUAACAUUGUGUGGGUACAUUAUGAGAAUCUUUAAAUGCAUCUACUGAUGAGUGUACCUUCUCCACCACACACUAUCAAAAUGUUUUAAAGUUAUCAAUAUUGUCCUUUUUUUGCCUCCAUUAGAUUUCUUACAUCACAAAUUCUUGAUCUUAAAUCAAAUACAUGACCUUCAUAUCAACCGUAAUGUAGACAAGUUCAAGAUUAACUACCAACAUUUGCAAGAAGGAACCAGUUUCUUCAUCUCGUUCGACUUCAUGAACUCUUUUUAUUUCCUGCUCAAAAAAUGUGCAAUGAUUGAUUUUACAGGGUUAUGUUUAUUUUGCCAAGUUGUCUAGCGUGCCUGUUUUGUUUUUUUCCCUUGGUGGUGUUUUUAUUUUUGACAAAUCAGAAAUCUAGCAAAGCGAACACAUAGCCUUUUGUUUUAGUACAACAAUGGAACCUUCCACUUUGGUUAUGCCUUACACAUUUAGAACUCUUUGUCUGGUUACUGGUCAGUAGUCUGAUAUACCUCAGCCCUGCCUACCUAGCAGCCGCUACGUAAUGCCUCAUGCAGCUUAAUUGUAGAAAGUACACUGUAACUACUGAACGUCUGAUGGCUAUCAGUCGUAAGACGAGUAGAAUGGAUGAAGCUUAAAUCUGUAGGUUUGACUUUGUAGUUUGCGUUUCCUCCUUAUCGCCAAUGUUUCUCUGCAGGCUUAGUUACAUUUUGCACAUUUGUGGAUGAGACACUUGUAGCCUAAGGAGUCUAAACAGUCUGAUGUCUUUAUAGUUCACCUCAGUUCAGCUAGUUAGUGGCUAAUUUAAGCAAUAUGCAGAAACUGAAUGCAUCUCAUUUGUUUGUCUUAUCAAGUCCAUCAGUUAAAUGAACUCACACUAGCUUACCUGACAGCUUGCCAUUUUUGCUUUUUAAAAGUCUUCACUGUGUUAAUUAGAAUGGCUUCGUUAUCUCACUGCAUCGUAUUUUCUUAUGCCAUGGUAGCCUCCACGUUAAGCAACACGUUUCAACUGGCUUUUUUAAAUUUAUUUUUAUUACCUCCUGUGGCACUUAACAUGUUAACUCCUCUGUCAUUGGUCACAAUCACAGCCUAAUGUUUGUGCCGUGUGUUAAAUCUCAGAGCUCUCUCUGUAAAUAUUAGAGUCAAAAUAUCAGUUGGAUCUCUGUAUGAUCACUGCAAGAUUCUCUUCAGCAGGAGAAAACUGCUAGAUUUAGCUAUUGUGUAAUAAAAAAAGGCAUACAAGACAUUGUAAGGAUGAUUUAUUGGAUUUUUCAGUUCUGAAAAAUGUCUACUCACUAUUUAAUUCAUAUUUAUAGAACUAUUUUGUCACUGGAAUGUAGAUUUCUACUUCUUGGUUAGAGCUUAGCUUAGAGUACAAGCAAAAUAUUCCAAAUAAAAGUAGUUGAAAUGAAUUAAAAGACUUGGAAAACACGA